This is a messenger RNA of Rhipicephalus microplus (southern cattle tick), 890 nucleotides long. RefSeq names its product vacuolar protein sorting 28 (gene Vps28). Gene Ontology annotation, cellular component: ESCRT I complex. The record is from RefSeq and is a predicted model, not a curated record. Gene Ontology annotation, biological process: protein transport to vacuole involved in ubiquitin-dependent protein catabolic process via the multivesicular body sorting pathway. Gene Ontology annotation, molecular function: protein-containing complex binding. Lineage: Eukaryota; Metazoa; Arthropoda; Arachnida; Ixodida; Ixodidae.
CUAAGUCGAAUGUAGUCGCUUGUUUGGUUGUUCUGCAAGGUAUGGUAUGUCAGCUGUGGUAGAUAUCGCUUUUGACAGGUAUAAACGAUAGCUGUACGCGGUGAACGUGCACCGCUGCCCGCCAAAUAAGCCUAGCGAUCGUCUGAGUCAAGCGGCAUUACAACAUCAUGGCUUCCUUCGCAGCUCUCAUGUCUCAAACCAACAACCAAGAGCACCGUCCCGAACUGUACGAAGAAGUGCGACUUCAGAGGACUUCGCGGGAGCGCGAGAAGUAUGACAACAUGGCUGAUUUGUAUGCUGUAAUCAACACGCUGCAAUGCUUAGAGAAGGCCUACAUUAAAGACUGCGUGACGCCAAAAGAAUACACUGCGGCUUGUUCAAAACUGCUGGUCCAGUACAAGGCAGCGUUCAAGCAAGUGCAAGGACCAGAGUUCUCUACGGUUGAAGCCUUCAUGGCUGCCUUUCGGCUGGACUGUCCUGCUGCCAUGGAACGAAUCCGUGAGGACAGGCCGAUUACCAUCAAAGACGACAAAGGGAACACAAGCAAAUGCAUUGCUGAUAUUGUGUCGCUGUUCAUCACAAUUAUUGAUAAGUUACGCCUGGAGAUCAAAUCUAUGGAUGAGCUGCAACCAGACUUGAGAGAGUUGAGUGAGACCAUGAGCCGGCUCAGCCUCAUACCAGCCAACUUUGAAGGCAAAGCCAAAGUAGAUGAAUGGCUGCAGACCAUGUCUUUGAUGGCCGCUUCGGAUGAGCUGAAUGAGAGCCAAGUGCGCCAACUCAUCUUUGACUUGGAAUCUUCGUACAAUGCCUUCAACAGGAUCCUUCACAACUCUACGUGACUGUCAUAUAGCAAGAGAGCAAUAAAUGUAAUCAUGCUUUGUUUCAUGAAA